Ambispora leptoticha is the source of this 930-nucleotide messenger RNA. NCBI's taxonomy places the organism in Eukaryota, Fungi, Glomeromycota, Glomeromycetes, Archaeosporales, Ambisporaceae. The record is from the annotation of a GenBank genome assembly.
AUGAAGUCCGCACAAUCUCAAGGUUAUUCUCCAACUCCAAAAUUCCUUUUAACUAACGACAAAGAAAUUAAAGAGUUGGCAGACUAUAUACUUGAACAAAGAAAAACUCGAGCAGAUCAUUAUGUGAUGUUGGGUAAAAUCAACAGGGCUGCGUCGUGCAUCAUAAAUUGCGAUAUUCUCUUUACAGUGAUUGGGAAACUAAUAGAUUAUGCUGACAAACGUGAAGAACUUCACGAUCAAUUUAUGGAACGAAAAAUCGAUCGCGCCAUCUUAAGUAAUGCCGUCCACUCAUUGAAAGCCGAAAUGUCUGCCAUUAAAACCCGCAUAGCAUUUAUGGAAAAUACUGAAACGUCUUUUGAUGAUAGAAAACUUGAAGUACCAUCCGCUUUCCAUUCCUGCGAGAAAAUUCUAAACUAUUUCGAAAAUAAAGAACAUGUCUUUUAUCAACAUCCGCUUAUCACAGCCCCAUCUUUGAUUGCAUUUUCCCAGUUAUAUACAUCUAUUUGUGCACAUGGAGUUGAACUUCUACCAGGAUACAUAGACAAAGCUAACAGUGAAAAAAAACGACUAAGAGAUUUGAUUGAAGAAUACAAAGUAAAUACUAUCGAGGAAAGACUCAAAAUGAUCAAAAUUGUGCAGACGAUAAAGGUACCAGAUUGUGACAGCAAGCUUAAAGAUAUCAAGGUACAAGUAACCAAUGCUGGAAGUUUUAAAAACGUUCUGAGCUGCUUGAAAAAUAAUAUAAAAUUACAUGAAGUAGAUAUUGUCAAAGAUGGCUUUGGAUAUGGAAGCAAACCCGAUGAAUUACAUUAUUGGGAUCGUACACUUUGGGCUCGGGAACUGAAAUCUGCGUGCAAUUAUGAAUAUUCAAUGGUAGUACAAAUUUCAUACAACGAUUAUUUUGAUAAAAUCAUUAAUACUAUUUCUUGA